CAUGGUAGAUCAGUUGGAAGCCUCUAUCGAGAAUAUUCUCGAACAAAAAACGCUAAAACGGAUUUUUGUAGCCUGAAAAGGUGUCGGAAAGACGACAGGCAGUUGCUCAUUAGCAACGCAACUCUCAAAAGUCCGUGAGAGUGUUCUAAUCGUGUCCACCGAUACCGCCCACAAAAUCUCGGAUGCCUUCAGCCAGGAAUUCACUAAAUUUCCAACACUGGUCGAAGGAUUCAAAAAUCUCUUUGUGAUGGAAAUCGAUUCAAAACCAGAUGGAGAAGACGUCGAAGUGGAGAAUAUGGAAGAAAUGUUGCAUAAUGUCUGCAGUUCUAAGCUCAAGGACUUGGCGGCACUAAACCAUCAUCGAUUGAAGUAUCAUAUGACACCACAGGAAUGCCUGAUGUGCCAAAUUGUGAUGACUCGAGCCGAUGAUGUGAGGAAGCACAUGAGAAAUGUGCAUCACAUCACUCAACCGACGGUGUGCUCGUGUUGCCAUCAUACCUAUCUUUCGUUGAAAUCCGUUCAUGCACAUAGAAACUCUAUAAAAUAAGGAACAAUGGAUUCUGAGAUACCGAUCGCAAAAUCGACAAAUGCCCGCUUCUGUUUUCUGGCACCGCCUGCCAAAGCUGUUGUGCAAAUUAGAGGAACGCCUCAACGAACACCUUCACCACACGUGGAAGAGCCGAAAACUCCUGUCCUGCGACUUUUGAGAAGCUCGCAGAGAAAUAAACAUCAAAAGUUCCAUGUACAUUAAAUAGAAUUUUUUUUUACUUAAAUUUUCAUCUUUUGUUUUGAACUUUAUGCUUGUAACACUAUUAUACUACUAGUCAAUACUAGUUCGCCAAACUUUCCCAUCACUUUUUAACUCUGUUACAUAAUACUUUUGCUUCAAUGAAACGGGGAAAUGAUUUU
Molecule: messenger RNA, 909 nt
Organism: Caenorhabditis elegans
Lineage: Eukaryota; Metazoa; Nematoda; Chromadorea; Rhabditida; Rhabditidae
Source: the annotation of a RefSeq genome assembly